Durusdinium trenchii is the source of this 345-nucleotide messenger RNA. The record is from the annotation of a GenBank genome assembly. NCBI's taxonomy places the organism in Eukaryota, Dinophyceae, Suessiales, Symbiodiniaceae.
GUGGAGUCGGCCACUGACCACAGGGGCCAGAGUAGUGCGGACUUCCGGCUGGAUCUUGGUCUGGGCUCGGUCAGGGGCUCCCAGAGGGUCUCAGCGAACGUCUCCCAUCAAGGCAAGCCUUUCCUUCGUCCCAAGGAGGUGGAUAUGGAGAUUCAGCAGGCCCUGGUGCUGCGUUUGGAGAACAAGGUGGAGCCCUCACAGAAUCUCAUGGAGAGUUUGAUCUUCGCGCCACUGGAGAUUUACAUGAUCCCUGGACUGGUGGCCAGCCUCCUGGGCUUUUGGCCUGGCCCACCAGAAGCCCCUGGGACAGUCGAAAGCAUUGGCUUGAAGAUCUGGGUUACCUGA